Messenger RNA from Micropterus dolomieu (smallmouth bass), 836 nucleotides. It is a transcript of the gene pfdn5, whose product is annotated as prefoldin 5. The transcript is spliced from 6 exons. Gene Ontology annotation, biological process: regulation of DNA-templated transcription; protein folding. Lineage: Eukaryota; Metazoa; Chordata; Actinopteri; Centrarchiformes; Centrarchidae. The record is from RefSeq and is a predicted model, not a curated record. The coding region runs from base 87 to 554 and encodes 155 amino acids. Gene Ontology annotation, cellular component: prefoldin complex; cytoplasm.
CAUGUCUUGUCCACGAGGCGGCAGAGUGUCAGACUAAUGACCCGGAAACACAAUCACUUAGGGUCAUUUGGCAUCGCGCUUCCAACAUGGCGGUGAAUCUCACAGACCUCUCCCUGCCUCAAUUAGAGGGACUAAAAACCCAACUAGAUCAGGAGAUUGAGUUCUUGACGUCUUCAAUAGGUCAGCUCAAAGUUGUCCAGACAAAGUAUGUUGAAGCAAAAGAGAGUUUGAAUGUGCUGAACAAGAACAAUAAAGGAAAAGAACUGCUCGUGCCACUUACCAGCUCUAUGUACGUCCCGGGAUCCUUACACGACGUGGACAAUGUUUUAGUCGAUGUGGGGACAGGAUACUACGUCGAAAAGAAAGUGGAAGACUCAAAGGCAUUCUUCAAACGCAAAAUAGACUUCCUCACAAAGCAGAUAGAGAAAAUUCAGCCUGCCCUUCAGGAAAAACAUGCCAUGAAACAAGCUGUGAUUGAAGUAAUGAACGUGAAGAUCCAGCAACUACAACAGAGCCAGCAGUCGUCACAGAUGGUUGGGGCCACCAAGGCUUAAUGGGAACGCCUGUUUAAGUUUGUGUGCAAAAAACGUACAUGUUGUAGGACAAGAAAAUGCCCUCCAUUAAUCUAAUGAAGUCAUGUUAAAUACUGAAGAAUAAAGAAUUUCUUUUGUUUGUAUCUGAAAUAGAUGCACAAACCUUGUCACCAGUAAAUUAGAAGUCUAGUUUAAGGCUAUUGUCACGGCAAAGAGAUCAUAUGUCAGUGGGACAAUUUUUAAAUAAUUGAAUUGGGUGUCCAAUUAGUUUGCAUAAUUAAAGAGGUCACAUUUAAAGGUAAA